Messenger RNA from Oxyura jamaicensis (ruddy duck), 4041 nucleotides. It is a transcript of the gene FAM234B, whose product is annotated as family with sequence similarity 234 member B. Gene Ontology annotation, molecular function: protein binding. The record is from RefSeq and is a predicted model, not a curated record. The transcript is spliced from 13 exons. The coding region runs from base 78 to 1949 and encodes 623 amino acids. NCBI's taxonomy places the organism in Eukaryota, Metazoa, Chordata, Aves, Anseriformes, Anatidae.
AGAACUACAUUCCCCAGCGUGCCGCAGGAGGGAGCAGGAGGGAGCGAGCAGCGCGCCUGCUCACUGCGCUCUCCACCAUGGCUACGGUGCUGUCCCGGGCGCUGAAGCUGCCGGGAAAGAAGAGCCCGGACCUCGGGGAGUAUGAUCCCCUCACUCAGGCUGAUAGUGAUGAAAGCGAAGAUGACCUCGUACUCAACAUACAGAAAAAUGGGGGUGUCAAGAAUGGGAAGAGCCCCCCUGAGGAGGUGCAGGAUCCUGACUCCGAUGUGGAGGUUGGGAUGACAAAGCAGCGCACGUCAGAAAGCGCGCCCGAGGGUUAUCCUGCAGAGGCGGCUGGGAGUUUGGAGCAGAAGGCUGCUCCCUCCCUCAUGCCAUACCUGCGCACGGCAGUCUUUUUGCUCACUGUGGUGAUCUCGAUGAUUCUUGUUUUGGUGUGCGCAUUUCUCAUUCCCUGUCCCCCUAGAGAUUUGCAUAACACCUGGAACCGCAACCUAGGUCAGGGAACAGGUGGAGUGUUAUCCCCUCUGGAGCUGUGUGAUGUGAACGGCGAUGGUCUUCCUGACAUCCUCAUCGUCUUCACAGCCCUGAUGAAUGCCAGUGUCAUGGGUGUCUCUAGGCCCUCUGUGACUGUGGUCGCCCUUUCUGGCAUGAACGGCAGCACCCUGUGGUCCAUCCAGCUUCCAGAGGAGACUCGGAGUGUGCAGUGCAAAGGGCUGUCUCUGGGGGCACCAGCAGAGCCCACCUGCCUUGUGACAGGAACAUCUAAAUUCCUCAGCCUUCUCAGCGCCUCCACAGGCAAGACCAUCUGGACGCUGAACUCCAUCCACCUUUCUGAUGGGAUCCUGGCUGCACCGGCUGCAACUCUUCCAGAUGUUGAUGGAGAUGGCGUUAGGGAUAUUGUUGUUCUGGCUCUCAAAGAGACGCAGCCUGAUGUGUUUUUCGUCUUGGUGUCAGGAAAGACCGGGACUGAUUUGGGUGGGCCUGUGAAGUACAACAUCAAUGGAGAGGGGAAAGUGAUUGGCCCUCAUGUCCAUAUCACCAGCCGGGGAGCCAUCUACAUCCUGUUUGGUUUUGGUAAUGUCCAAGCAGUUGCCCUGAGGGAUAUCUUUACCCAAGCCAGAAACCGUGACAGCUUUCCUGCAAUGCUGCAGCAGGAGGAGCCAGAGUGGGAAAAACGCAGAUCUGUAAACCUGUCAGAGCUCAUUGACAUUUACAGUGGGGGUGUUGAAUUCCUGCAGAUGAUGAAGACUCCUGACACAAACUGCAGCGACCUGCUCAUCACCAGCAAAGAGGGCUUGAUCCUACUACAGGGACAGGACCUGGAGCCCCGUUGGACUCUGGAAAUGCAGAAUAUCAGCAGCCAGCCUGUGCCGGGUUACUUCAGUGCUGAUCAAACUCUGGACUUCAUGCUGCAAGCACAGACUGGAGAUGGGAACAAAAAGGUGGUGGUGAUAGAUGGCAAAUCUGGCAUCCCUGUUUGGAACCAGGAACUCCCAUGGCAGAAGCAGCAACUUGAUGCACUGUCAGUCAUGACUUUGGACAAGAAAUCUGUUUUUCUUUUCUGGGCUGACGAAGCACAGCCUGUGUUACAAAGUCUGCAACCUGGUCCCAGAUCUGAACGCCCAGGGCUGCACCACCUUUAUCUCCUCCAUCCUGUUUUUCCUACAGUGCUUUUGGACCUCACCAAUGCAACAGACAAAGUCCUUGCUUCAGCAAUUGGAAUUAAUGACCUCCAGAAGGAUGCAUUUCACAUCACUGUGACAACAACUGCAACCUCUGAAAAACAGCCAGGAUUUCUCUCAGUCAGCAAGCUGGGCCUGAAGUGGGCCAUGAUGACUCAAGGUCGAAUGAUGUGGCUAAAGGACUCCACCACUCCCAGAAUCAGCCGUGGAGAAGUGAGGCGAUUUCUUACCCGGCUAAAAUUUGUUGACUUCCCUCACAAGCUCUAGCCUAGUGGUUCCUCAGAUUUUGGCUGGACCUAUGGCCUGCAUGGGGAAUAGAGGAAGCUGCUCUGUGGGUCUUCAGGAAAACUGCUGUGUAGAGGGAACGGGGGCCAAACGCACUUCCCCUUUCUCCAGCUCUUUGGGGAAUGCUGCUGGAGGCAGGUUUGUCCUAGGAAAACCUGUCCUGUCCCAGAGGAACCUUGUUCAGUGUUUCCCCCUCCAUAUGCUGUUCUUGCAUGCUUCCUUCCAGGUAACAUGGAAAUGUGAAUUUAGAGCUUAUAUACAUACAUAUAUAUAAACUAGGUUAUAUAUAUAUGGAAAACUAUUGUUUUCCAGUUAUAUAUAUAUAUGUAUGUAUCAAUUUAUACAAUACAUGUAUAUUUUUUGUAAGCUUAAUUUAUGAACAGAUUUAGGACACUCCUUUUUAUGUCCAAACAGUAUUCCCAGGCAGACAAACAAGCUCUAGGCCUAAGGUGGGCUAUGAUGACUCAAGGCAAAUGGUGUGGGUAAAGGACACAUCUAUUUUAAUGUUUAUAUUUUUGGAAAGAAGCCUCUGUCUGGCUCCUGUAGGGCAAGUCUUGUCUACAACCUUUUCUGUGCUCUCAGUCCUCUUCUCCAUUCUGUUGCCAACCUCACAAACAAACAAACUCUUUUGCUGAAUUACCUGAUCUAGAGAAAGAUAGCUGCAACAGCAUUUCCCAGCCUUUGCACUUUUGUAUUUAUUUUCCCAGUCCCAAGUUCAAAGCAAGUUUAUGUGGAUAACAUAGAAGUAAAAGGUUCGUAUCUCAUUUCUACCUCCUGUUCAUCCAUCCUCAAGCUUUUUAUGAACCUGAGUGUCACUGUAAUGUCAUAGUGCAGUCCAGUGGGCUGGGUCCCCCCUUGAAAAGCAUUGCAGCUCUUUUGGGAUAGACUCCCAGCAGAUCCCUGCUGGCACUGUAAAGAUCACAGUAGAUCCAGUUGCAGAGAAGCUGAUUCUCACACUACUGCUUCAGGUUUUAGAGGCUCAGACAGAGAAGCAGAGAUGGAAAGCUUUUCUGUGCACUUGACCCCUAUUCUGGGCUCAACCUGACCAUUCUCCUGCCAGCCCAGCUCUAUGUGCAGUUCCAGAAGAAGCAGACUGCCCCUGGGGCACGUUUUCUCUCAGUACAUUUAGUGCUUUGAACUGUGCCUCUGAGUGUUCCAUCAGUCUCCUGCGUUGUAGUUGCAGAGCAUCUACAUGAAGCUUCCUGCGACAGAAAUGACCAUGUAUAAAUCGGCCGCUUUGGUGCCCCAGUAGCUCCCAACAAUGCAGGACAACAGCAUGUUGCCUGUUUUCCAGACAUGCCUUUCUUUCUAGGUCUGACCUUUAAUAUCAGGCAGAACCAGGGUGAGGUGAGAACUGCAAAUGGCUCUUCUGUCCUCCUGCAGGCAUGUAACCCUUCCUGCCUCCCCAUACUUUCCUCUGAGUGGUGAGGUGAUGGCAGGACUUUGAUCCUCCCUUCACAUGGGCACAGCUACCAUGGGCUUACUCUCCUGGGUUCUUGACACCUCUUCCUGUGAUGUCACCCUUUCUUCUCCCUGCAUCUCUGUGCAAAGUUUCCAGGAUAGCUCUUCAGGAUUAGCUGCAAACCCCAGGGCUGGUCCUUGGGUCCUUCUCUCCUAAUGUCAGACCCUGAGAACAGUUUAUAUAUGUUUAAUGGUAUUUUUCUGUAAAUAGCUUUGUAUAUAUUAGCACAACUGUAGCAACAGCUCUAGGCCUGGGAUUUUCCUCCAGACAGAGGUUAGUAUUUAUAAUAUUAAGUUAGAUGAUACAGAUGCAUAAUAGGGACUAAAGUAUGAGGAUCAGCAACAUACGAAGAUUAAACAGGAGUGCACCUUUCCUCCUGUCUAGCCACCACCUUGCUGGGAAAGGUGAGGCAUCUGUUACCUGUAGUAUUGUCCUGAGGUUCUUCCUGAGAGAACUGAUACUUGAGUGCAGUGACACUAGCUCCUCCAUAAUGUGAAUUCACCCCACCCACACACACGUCCCCUCUGUGAAUAAAGAGUCUGUCUGUAUAUUGUUGGGAAAAUGUAUUUGAACUGUGAACUGCAGUGGAUCAAAUAAAUACUGUGUACAGCA